This is a messenger RNA of Chilo suppressalis (striped riceborer), 5748 nucleotides long. Lineage: Eukaryota; Metazoa; Arthropoda; Insecta; Lepidoptera; Crambidae. The record is from the annotation of a GenBank genome assembly.
GAGCUUUAUAGCGUGAACUUAUGUAUAAUAUACCUAAUAUUAUGAUCCGACCAGAAUUAGAGACCAUCGAUUUGAAUAGGUAUACAAAUUAUGGUUAUAAAAUAAAUUCUAGUCGGUGAAUAUUCAUUUGAUUGCAUCUCAUCGUCAUGCAAUCCUUAGUAAUUUAAUAAUCAUCAGUAAAACGUUAUUUAUCCUCAUUCAUUCAUGGCGCGGGAAAAUAACUGUAGCAUAUUUUAUCAUUGAUUCUUACUUUCAUAAAACAAUAUUUUCUUUCAUUUAUCCUCUACAUAUGAAUGAAAUUGUUUUGAUACCUGCCAUCUAUUGUGAACAUAAUUAAAAAAAAACUAUCUUAUAAUCUACUAAUAGGAAAUUAUUUUAAUCGUCUUUUCUUUUGUUUAAUUAAUUCCCAACAGUGAUUCGUCUUUUUGCUUGGUUUAUACGAAAGCGGAAGGUUUGAUGAAGUUGAUUUACCUCAAUGUACCGUAUGCUAUAUAUAAAAACCGGAGGCCAAAGCCUCAUGAUCAUUUGGUUGUGGCUUUCGACGCGGGCCAUUAUACAGUGUUACUUAAUACAAGCCGACUGUUAUAAGCGCGGGACGAUAAUAGAAAAAAAUAUGGUGUACAAUGAGCUCUUACGAACGUGUUACGCUUUCUUUGUUGUGGUCUUAUUCUUAUGUUACAACGUUAGAUGUGAAUUGCAUCCAGUGGUAAAUACACCGCUUGGUCAGAUACGCGGUUAUCAUAUGAAAACACGAUCGGGCAAGACUAUUUCUGCGUUUACGUCUAUACCAUUUGCUUUGCCACCUCUUGGAAAUUUAAGAUUUAAGGCACCUGUACCUAUCGAGCCAUGGUCGAAAGAAUUGGAUGCGACCAAGGCGAUACCACUAUGUAUUCAAAGAAAUCCCUAUAUACGACAAAAAGAGAUUGUGGGCCAAGAAGAUUGCUUGUAUCUUAACGUUUACACACCAUUCACGAGUAAUGAUUUGUUGGAAAUUAGCAAGCCGUUGCCGGUAAUGCUGUUCCUCCACGGUGGAGGUUGGAUGUGUGGAGACUCUAGCACCACAAUGUACGGCCCCGAGCUUCUUCUAGAUCACGAUGUCAUUCUUGUAACCACAAACUAUAGAUUGGGUCCACUUGGCUUCCUUUCCACCAGAGACGAGCAUUGUCCUGGUAACAAUGGUUUGAAAGAUCAGCAAGAAGCAUUGCGAUUCAUUCAAAAGACGAUAGAGAGUUUCGGUGGUAAUAAAAGCUCUGUAACGAUAUUCGGAGAGAGUGCUGGCGGUGCAAGUGCACACUAUCACAUGCUGUCGAAAACCAGUGCUGGCCUAUAUCACAGAGCGAUAUCUGAAUCGGGAACGGCUAUGGUCCCCUGGGCGGAGCAAGCUCCCGGAGAGGCAGAACGAAAUGCCUACCUUCUCGGUGAAUUCGUGGGAUGCCAAAGUGAUGAUUCGAAUUCUCUUAUCGAGUGUCUCCGGAUUAAAGACAGCUACGAUUUAAUAAAUACGGAAUACCGGUUUUAUGAAUGGGACUAUGAGCCUAUGACACCGUUCAAAGCCGUGGUUGAGCCCGACCUGCCAGGGGCUUUCUUAACCAAACAAGUCCGGGACAUAAAGGAUGAAAUCUAUCCCGUACCUUGGCUAACAGGUUUAACUGACAGCGAAGGUUGUUUGAAAUCAGUGUGGAUAACAUCAAAUGAAACUAGAUUCCAAGAGUUUAUGAAUAAGUUUUCUACAAUAGCACCUGUCACCUUUUAUUACAAUUCGGUAUCAAAGAAAGAAAGAAUAACGAAAAUGAUCAGAGACACCUAUCUCAAUGAUCCUGAUGUUGCUGCCAUUAAGCAGGGUAUAUUAGAUAUCUACACCGACUCUUAUUUUGCUUACCCAAUGGUGGAGGCUGUAGAAGACGUCCUCAAACACGGAAAGUCGCCGGUGUACCUCUAUGAGCUGACGUAUAGAGCCGUUAAUAGUUUCUCACAAAUAUUCGGAGAUCCCGAAGGAAAUUACGGUGUGUGCCAUGCUGAUGAGCUGAUGCACCUCUUCCCAAUACAUUUCCUGUCAAAACCGUUUUCUGAGAAAGACAAUGAAGUUGGUAGAGUUAUAAGAACAAUGUGGACUAACUUCGCCAAGAGUGGAAAUCCCAAUAAACCAGUGGCUGUAUCAGCCAAAUGGAAUACAGCGUCCAAAGAUUUUGAUUACAUGGAUAUUGGUAGGGAGUUGACUAUGAAGAAGAAUUUGGCAUCACGUUCACGAGUUUGGGGUUCCAUGCCACUAUGGUUCAAUAAACACAUAUCUAAGGAUGAGUUGUAAUACACACAUUGAGAAUUUGUAAGAGAAUUUGUAGUGUUUAUUUGAAUUGACUUUUAAGGUAUGACCUAUAAAAGAAACAUAACAAAAUCAGUAUUAAACUAUUCCUGCUCAUAUUUAUGUCAUUAUUUCACAAUAGAGCUAUUACAAUCUGUGUAUUUAGAUUACUAAUUAAUCUAGAGCUGUAUUAAUGAGUAGGUUGUUACAGUGGGAGUUGUUUAAUAAAUAAUUACGUUAUUUUUUUGUAUUUUUUCUGUCUACGUUGUACUCCAAUUGAAAAUAAAAACUUUUUAGACACUGGAGAGCAAAUUAAUCGGGUCACUUGCUACCUCGGAACUCUGAUUUGAUGUUAUGUAAGUUUAUAUAGUUUUUACGGCAAAACUACAUCUGCCGGGUUUUCUAGUCUGCUAUAAAAAGUGACUUAAUUGUAUACUAUAAACAGACUCCUCGGAGAAGCGUUGUUACGAAGAGGUCGUUUUCCUAAUGUGUUAAUCGGUAGUAAGAAAAUAGCAAGAAAACACACGUCUGAGAAAAUUAUGGACAUAAACUAAAGAAAUGAUGAGAAGUAUCAGACUUUUUAAUUUUAUAAUAAAAAAGAACAUUAAUCGCAACUACUCAAAAUUAGCAAAUCGUUAUCAUUGUGUCUCUUGCUUGAUUACACAGUAAGUUGACAGUACUUUAGAAUAAAAAAAUAUUAUUUUUAAUCAUCAUGACACGCACUUUCUGCAGGUAUAAAUUUGAUAAUUGUAAGUUGUAUACUUUUUGAGAAAAUCGAAUCAGAGUUCCAAGAUACUAGCGGGUGACUGGGUUUCUUUGCGGUCGAUUGUUUCUACGCAAAAAAGACAACCUUUUCUUGACUUUAUAAACCUUUUAACAUCAAAAAAUAGUUUAAAAGCAUGAGAUCAAUAAUACACUCCUGAAUCUAAUGUAGAAUGACAAAUAUUUUUCAUGUUAGCACCCGUCCACCAAUAGUUGAAGUUAUCGUAAAUCGUUGUAGAUUUCAUUAAAUGUUCGUCAUUUAACAUCGCGCAAAAAUUACAGUAGUCAUCAGUCUGUGGACUCUCGUGACGGAAAUGAUAAGAAUAAUAAUUCUUCCAUCGGAAAAACUUGUGAUACAAUGUAGGACUUCUUAUGAUCUGAUAUAUUUUCAUGGCAAGUUUCGCUGGCUUCAAUUCUGCAGCAUUCAUAUAACUACCAUCAGGCAGGAACCUGAAAUUUAAAAAGCAAGUCUAGCAUGGGUAAUUUGGAAGUAUCAAAUAGCGACAAGGUAUAUAAGUGACUGUAUUACAUUUUCAAUGAAAAUGUCGUUAUAUUACUUCAGUUUUUCAUUUUGUUCACGAUAUAUAUAACUGAGAUAAUAAGAACCUUCGUAUUGCUAUAAAAGAUUUAAUUGUCGCCGAUUGUCAAUAAUAUCUAGAGGUCUGAACCCCUGGCAUGAACCAUUAUCGAAUCCGAAUAGUUUGCGAGUGCGAAAUGUCCAUGUCAAAUUUUGUAUGGAAACUUGAACAGCAGUGCCACAAAAUACGAAACGAGAAAUAAAAAUCAGUACACAUUUGACAAUGACAUUUCGGACUCGCAAACAUUAUGAAUUUGAUAUUGGUUCGUGCUGAGGGUACUUGCUCUCAAUAUUAUAUAUCUCAGUUAUUUUAAAUCAUUCAUUAAUUUAUUUUGCUCUAUGUGGAUCAGUUGGUCUUUAGAACAAACAGAUUGGGGCUUACACUUUUUGCAUAAUUAGAAGUAUUUAAUUCAAUUUAUUGCACUCAUGUAGUUACAUGGAUGGUUACAAGUUACAAAAUGCAUAAAGUACCUAACAUGAACCCUGUCAGGGUAUCGCAAUAUAGAUAAAAAUUACAAAAGAGAAUUUAACAAAUAAACAAUUAUCUAUAUCAAGAACCUAAUUUUUAUUAAACAACUUUUUUUUCUCAAAGCAUGCAUAAUUGCCAUCUGAUUUUAUUAAUUUUAUAACUCACUCAAUUGAUCUUAUUUACAGUACUCGUUUAAUUUUGUAAUUAUUAUUAUGGAUAUUCGUUUAUUAAAUUAAAUUUGUCAAUAAUUAAAAUUAAUAAUAUAUGUCAAUAAAAAUUAAUAACUAUGUCAAUAAAAAUCAAAUAAUAUGUCAAUAAACAUGAUUAUAAUAAUCUAGGUUUGUAUUUUAAAGAUCGCCUCAUUAACAUUAUUUUGUUGAAAAGUAUUCAUCUAUGGUGUAAUCAAUCAUAGAAGGAUUAUUUAUUUAGAUGAAGUAUAUGAAGUACUUGUUAUGUAAAAGACUUUACGACUAGUUUUGUGACUAACGAUUACCAUUAGUAUGUAAUAUAAAUGACAUACCUGGAAUAAUUGGCUCCCCCGAGAACUAUAGGCACCGUAUCAUGCUGAAGUGCAUAGAUAAUUUUUUCUGUUACAUAAUCUUCACUUAGAGCAUUUUCAAAAGCCAAAUAAAAGUAAUAAUUCCUUUGCAACAUUUUGAGGCAUUUAGGCAUUUGUUCCACGGGACAGUCGUAUUCACCGCAUUUUCCGUAAAUAUGAAUCAUUAGAUUGUAUCUUUUUAAAUGUUUUUGCAAUUUUUCAACGUAUUCUUCUCUCAUACUUGAUGAAACACAGCUAGAUACAAACCAAGCUGCGGCUCUGUUUUUAGUUUUGAGUCUUGUUUUGAAGCCUUCGUCGAUGUCAACCAUUGCAUCUUGACUGAGCCAGUUUAUAUUUUUACUGGGUCCAAUGAUAUGAUUAGUGAAGUUUCGUAUAGCAAAAUAUCCCCAUAAUGCAUCUGAAUCUAGUUUGUAAGUCCAAGUCCAAUUGAAAAAUUCAUUCCACACUUCAGUACAUAUAGGAUAAUUUGCGGCCGAUUCUAUAUUAGCGUAUACGUAUUUUUGUGAUAGCGAACGUCGUAACGGUAUGUUCUUAUGCGCUAUCAUUUGCGAUAUUUGCGGUCCAUUAAAUGCUAUAACUUCGAAUUCAGUUACAUCUCCAAGAUAACCGGGGUUAUUGGUUACAAAACAAUUUUUCCACUCGCAGUUCUUUUUCACAAACACAGAAUUACCUUUUUCCAAAUACACAAAGGGAGACGCAGAUGCUCUUGUCCACAAAAGUAUGUAUUUAGUUUUAUUUUGAAAAGUGAUUAACGAAUAAUUAACUUUGUCCAUCGGUUGGCGUUUCACUCGAACAAUUUCCAAAUUAUUACGAAUGUCAAUAAUGAAAAUGUAAUUCAGUAUAAGCAGAAUUAUUAUGAAUAUACAAAAACCUUUUCCUAGUGUUCUUUUUCUUAUAAAGGGAUGAAAUGUCAUAAUGAACCUAUGAGCAAACUUGUAAUGCAACACAGCUCUUAUGCUGAAAUGUAUGAAUACUUAGAUCGAUUUGUAUUCAAGUUUGUAAACAAUAGGAGUUUGUGCUUGUAUUGAUUGUCUUAUUGUUGGUAGAUGCCUUUCCUGAAGAAUGACAAUAGAAAUGCAGUU